UUCAGUCGCAGGCGUGGAGGCGGAACUUCCGGGUGACGGAAAGUUGUCAACAGUUUCGCAGGAGGAGAAUUAAUCUGUAAAUCUGAAAAUCUGAGUUCAUUACUGUCUCUUUAAAGAAGAUCCAGGCAGAAAUGCCGCGGCGUUUCGGCGACUGUAGCCGCGGAUCCGGUGGAGUUCGUGUGAUUUGUACAUUAUCUGAUGCGAACUGAUGGAGAAUAAACAAACUUCUCGGGUGUGGAUGAUCAAUCUCAAAUCAGUCUCCUGGAAUCUAAAGGGGUUUUAAUGUCUGUUUUCAGUUUAACGGAAUAUUCUCUCUCCCCCAAGGGUUCGAGGUUUGGACGCAACAUGUAAACUGAGUCUUUAGUGUGUUAAAGGUCACAAAAUCAUGGGAUUACAGACUGAACUUUGGGUUUAAUUCGCAUUUUUUGGAGUGUGGGGGGCGGGCUCAGGUUCAGUCCAGAUCCCGAUAUCUGCUCUGAACAGGUUUCCCUGACUGUGUUGGUUCUUUGAGAUUGAACUGCUCUGAUUCCUGUCAUCUGCUUGACCUGGUGCGGGUGAAUUUGCUGUUCUGCUCUUAAAGUUGCUGAGAUUCACGUCACCAUUUGGGGUUUUAACAUACAGAUCUCUGCUACAGACGCUAAAGGAACGUUGACGGAAACAGAACUUCUUGUUUUUGGAGUUACCAAACUUGUCCUGCAGCCCUAAAAUGAUGUCCUGACACGUUCAGGCCUUGAGUUGCGGCAAGAAACCAUGUAAAUGCCCUAAUUAUGGUGCUUUUUUCUUAACCACUCUCUUGGAUUGGCGGUUUGAUCUUGAAAAAAUCAAAUCUGUGCAUGCAUGGCAAUAAGGAGUCUCUGAAUUGUGUCCUGAGCUGUGAACGCACAUACUGCACGACUGCCAGAGCAAAACAGCCAACAGAGCCGAGACUUGCGCAACCGCUGGGCAGAGAAACUGCUCUUGUUACUGUACUGGCUGCAGUUACACUCGGAACAGCCACAGGGAGAAAGAGGACAGAGCCAAGUGCAAUGGAAUAAAUUUGUUUAAGUUUUAGUUUUUGACAGAUUUUUACCUGCGAGUUCACCUGAGGACAAAGAAUAUGAUUUAUCUUAUCCAGAUUGACCCGAGAGACUGAGCGGAAGACAACCAGUCUCGCUUUUAAAUGGUUAGGACAUUAGUUUCUUAAAGCUUUUUGCUGUUUGCUUUCUACUGCAAAAUAAUGAAUAAAGAUUUAUUUGGAGUUUGGAGCACCCAGGGAUAAAGUCAUACCGCUCGCACACACUCAGUCCAGAAUGAGUGGCGGAAAGAAACGAAGCGGUUUUCAAAUCACCAGCGUCACGUCGGACUACAAUCAGGGUUCUGGAGAAAACCAUCCGGAGGAGCUAGGAACUCAAAAAGCCACGCCCCCUUCUGCCAGAUCCCCCGCCCAUGGGAGGAGCCCCAGAAGCCAGACUGCAUCGCCCACUCAAAUCCUAUCCAAUGGGUUGUCCCUGCGCAAAAACCCCGCCUUCCAGAUGCAACAGAGCUCCAGUCAGCCGACCACGCCCGUCACGGUUAGGAAGCAGAGCUCGCUGGAUGCCGCCGGGGCGUCCCGGUUUCGCGUCGUGCGUUUGGAUCAAGGACCGGGCGAGCCGUAUAAACGCGGCCGUUGGACGUGUGUGGAUGUGAUGGAGAGGGAAGCCGAGGAGCGGGGUCUCCGCCGUGUGCUUGACAGCAUGAGACACGCCCACUCGUUGGAGUCCUUAGAGACGGUCGGGCUGGGCGGAGCCGAAGGAGCGGUAGGCGGAGCCAGACUCAAACCAUUGGGCGUGCACUUAGGUCACUUGGUACACUCACAGGGCACCACCCACCUACUGACCCAAUGCCGAACAGACUCCGCCCACAGCGGCCCACCCUCACCCACACACGUCCAGUACGACACGCAGCCAAUCAUGUCGCCGAACACGCCCCGGACACGCAACAUACCCGCCCCACUGCGGCUCGACAUGGACGCCGUCGGAAAGCUUCGGACCACCCGCUCACAGCCGGUGUCUCCCAGACCGCACCUGGGUCGGGACAGUCCCUUCCAUCCCGCACUGACGCCCAUCCAGACGCCGUCCGCCCUCGCGCUGGCGCAGUCCAUGUUCGGAAUGGAACGAGCGUUUGAGUUCAUGGGAGACGACGGCGGAACUAACAGCAGCAUGAUCGCCAUCGACAACAAGAUAGAGCAAGCCAUGGACCUGGUGAAGUCGCACCUGAUGCUGGCGGUUCGAGAGGAGGUGGAGGUGCUGAGAGAGCAGAUCAAAGAGCUGUCGGAGAGAAACGCUCAGCUAGAGAGAGAAAACUACAUCCUGCGAGCCCUCAGGGACAGAGACUGAGCCAAUCACAUGACACUCGCACCAGUGCAUCAUGGGAGAUGUAGUUCAGUGUGAAAAGGGACGGAACGGUUGAACGCGUGUGUGUGCAAUAUUGACCAAUUAGUGCCUUAAACCACAGUAACGACUGAUAGCGCUGCUCACAUGCUCUAAUUAAGAGAUCAUUCUUUUAUGAUGAUUUUUAUGACGCUCUAAACAGUGCCUAUUUAUUACUGUCAGUGUGUGUUUGUGUGUGUUAGUUUGAAAGCACUGCUCACAACUAAGUUAAUAAGUCUCCUUAUGUUGGCAUGGUUAAAACCAGCACUGGUUGAGAUUUAGUUGAGUUAACUCACCCUCCCUCUCUCUUAGAUGAAUAAUGAUUGAUCUGUAAUGCAUUACACAUCAAUGACUGCUCUAAUAAAUAACUCUCACUA
Messenger RNA from Cyprinus carpio (common carp), 2764 nucleotides. RefSeq names its product TSC22 domain family protein 4-like. The record is from RefSeq and is a predicted model, not a curated record. Gene Ontology annotation, biological process: regulation of transcription by RNA polymerase II. Lineage: Eukaryota; Metazoa; Chordata; Actinopteri; Cypriniformes; Cyprinidae.